AUGAAAUGGUAUAUACAAGGGUUGGUGUUUGGAUACCUCAGUGUCCCCCAAAGAACUGGGAGACUAGGUCGUGGUCUGGAGAUGGGAGACGGCCAUCAGGAGCACUCCACUCGCAACUGGGUUGCCUCUUGUGGCUCACUCGAUCGAGCUUGCUCUUGCUCGAUCGAGUUGUGCCUCGAGUUAGCCACUCUUCUUCCUAAAACCUGCUCCUGCAUUCAUUCUGAUUUCCUCCAACUCAAACAAGUUCAUUACCCUUCCUUCUCUUGUGCAGCCUUUAUAUCAAAGUUCAGCAUCUUUACUGCCCAUAAAGCCUUAUAUUCGACCUCCACAGGUAAGUGGCAGUCCUUUCCCAUACAGCAAAUUGAAAGGAGACCUUCCAAUGGGGGUUUUGUAAGCUGUUCUAUAAGCCCAAAGUGCUCAUCAAGCCUUGCUGCCCAGUCUUUCCUAGUGAAGCUCACAGUCUUCUCCAAUAUGGCCUUUGAUCUGUCUGUUGGAGACUUCAACUUGCCCACUGGUUUGAGGGUGAUAAGGUGUAGCGACCUUGUGCUUGACUCCAUAACUCUUCAUCAACUUCUCAAACACCUUGUUGAUGAAAUGGGAACCUCCAUCCGAAAUAACAACCCUUGGGAUGCCAUAUCUUGGAAAGAUGAUGGUUCUGAACAAUUUGAUAACAACCUUAGCAUCACAGGUUGGGCAGGGAAUGGCUUCAAUCCAUUUGGACACAUAGUCCACAACAAAAUGUAG
This is a messenger RNA of Microthlaspi erraticum, 744 nucleotides long. NCBI's taxonomy places the organism in Eukaryota, Viridiplantae, Streptophyta, Magnoliopsida, Brassicales, Brassicaceae. The record is from the annotation of a GenBank genome assembly.